Messenger RNA from Brassica napus (rape), 2287 nucleotides. RefSeq names its product protein MLN51 homolog. Bases 228 to 1901 code for a protein of 557 amino acids. NCBI's taxonomy places the organism in Eukaryota, Viridiplantae, Streptophyta, Magnoliopsida, Brassicales, Brassicaceae. The record is from RefSeq and is a predicted model, not a curated record. Gene Ontology annotation, molecular function: mRNA binding. Gene Ontology annotation, cellular component: exon-exon junction complex. The transcript is spliced from 12 exons. Gene Ontology annotation, biological process: mRNA processing.
ACAAGAUACUUAAAUCUUGCAGAUAUUAUGAAAAACUUGGAUAAUAUUAGUAGUAUGUACCAAUAUUUAAACGAAACUCUCUGACAUAAAAAAAAGAAGUUACUACCCUCCGUCCCUCUCAUAACUCAAGCAAUCGCCAGAAGAAACCAAUCAAGGGUCUGCGUAUCUCUUCUCAGUCGUGAAACCAGAUUCCCUUAAUAUCUGGAGGAGGUGGCGGUUAGAGGAUUAUGGCCCUAGAUGGCGUAGAAGAGGCGGACUAUGAGAGCGACCCCGAGGAACUGAAGCGCUCCUUGGCUGCAAGGAGGAGAGAAGCUAGCGAUGAUGAGGAUGAGAACCGUGGAGAAAAAAUUCAGAGUGCUGACAUCGAUUCCGAUCAAUCCGAUGAACAGAGUGCCAUCGUGGAGUUUGAUGACGAUGCAGAUGAAGGAUUGCACAUAGAAGGUGACGAUAGCUAUGAUGAAGAGGAUGAAGAGGAGGAGGGUGAUUAUGGAGAAGUUGAUGACAACAACAUGGAAUACAAGACGACAAGUGUUGCUGGCGAGGCUGAGCCUAAGGGAGUGGAAGCUGAGACGGAGGACUCUGUUGUGGAUGGAGAAGAACCAAAGCAGAAGGAGCCUUUUGCUGUGCCAACUGCUGGAGCUUUUUAUAUGCAUGAUGACAGGUUUCAGGAGAUGGAUACUGCCCCAAAUAGGCGAAUGCGUGGUGGUAGGAGGCUCUGGCCAUCCCGAGAUGAAAGAAAAUGGGGACAUGACAAAUAUGAUGAGAUGAAUACACAAGAAAAGCAAUAUGAUAAGAGGAGUUCGAGAGGCCAAGCCAGAGGACGUGGUCAGGGUAGGGGUCAGGAGCAUGGAUAUUCUCGAGGGAGUAAUUCUAAAGUGUUUACCAACAAUGGACACCAAAAUCAGUAUCCUAAGGCUGUCACAAGAGGGAGAGGGCCCAGACGAAAUGAGGUCGCUUUGAGAAAGGGCACUCAAGCCCCUUCUGUGCAAACCAAACUGUCCCAGAAUUCGUUUGUGAAAGUGUCACACGUUGAUUCAGGACGUGCACCAACAGAAACAGACAUCAUAGAGACUGAAGCCAGGAUAAAUGUAGUUGCUUCGAGUUUAAACUCAGCUUCUCCUCCAUUCUAUCCUUCAGGUUCCUCCAGUAACUUGGCACAAAAGGAUUUACAAGCAGGCAUGGGUAGACUGCACGUUAAUGGAAGCCCUACGCCGUCUGGAAAGAAGUUUGGGAAUGCAAAAUCUAGCACUGCGUGGGUACGCACUACCCCUUCUCAGACUACUAGUCAAGGUAGAGGUGCUCCUCCCCCUGGGAAAGUGCUUAAUCAAGGUGAUAAUGUUUCUUCGCCUAUGCAAAUCCGGGGAAUGCCAAAAGAGUCAGCCACAGAAACUGGUGUUUUACUGGCCCAGGGAAAAAGGGCUCUCCAGCCUAAUGGAAGGGGAUCUUUUAUGUAUGGAGGGACACAAUUUAUGGGUCCAGACGGUGGCAUGGCAGCUGGUCAUGGCAAUCCCAAUUUCCCUGCUUUUCUACCUGUCAUGCAAUUCGGUGGCCAGCACGGUGGUGUUCCGACCUUUGGAAUGGCUCUUCCAGGAUAUGUCCAACCAGAACAUGGUACUGGAAAUCCCGAGAUGACAUGGCUGCCAAUUUUGACUGGCCCGGGAGCAUUGGGGGCUUCAUAUCCUCCACCUUAUGCUGCAAUUGAAGGUUCUUACCAAGCACACAAACCAGGAUUACCUUCCUCUACAGGAUCCUCCAGCCAAGAGAACAGUUCGAAUAACCCUAAUGUUGAAGAGAAACCCAUGGAGAGAACUGAGGCUAAAAACAAUGGGACAGGACAACGGUCGAACAGCAACCCAAACAAGCAGCCUCGUAGAUACUCGGAGAUGAGCUUAAGCAAGUGAGUGCGCGUUGUAAAGAAGGCAAAAAGGACCCCUCUUGUUAUAAUAAGUAGAGAAAGGAGGUUUGCGAGAGAGAUCCUCCUUUGCUGCAGGUUUCUGUUGCUUCUCCACGCUGGCUAUGCGGAGCACUUUGGGCUGCUAUUGUUGCCGAUUUUUCUAGGAGGUGGUUGUGCCUUAAAAGGAGUUUUUUCUUUUGUUGAGAUUUGAGCUGUAGCUUCCUUGUUCAUCUGUAAUGUCUAUUAUUUUGUUGCUUUUGCUUGAUUUGUAAUGUUGAUAUUUGUUUUGUUUUUUCGUGGUCUUAAUACUUAUUUAAGGUUCUGUCUGUGUACGCAGUACGCGAACUCCCGCGCCCAUUUUGUGUUUAUGAUCAUUUUGGAAUUUGAUUAGUA